Messenger RNA from Pleurotus ostreatus (oyster mushroom), 1056 nucleotides. RefSeq lists its product as uncharacterized. The transcript is spliced from 7 exons. The record is from RefSeq and is a predicted model, not a curated record. NCBI's taxonomy places the organism in Eukaryota, Fungi, Basidiomycota, Agaricomycetes, Agaricales, Pleurotaceae. Bases 1 to 1056 code for a protein of 351 amino acids.
AUGGGCAAAGCCCAGGGUGGAAGCAAGGGCAAUGGAACGGGGACGGGGACGACCCGUAGUCUCGACCAAGCCGACACAGACACGAUACGGGAGCUGAAGGACAAGCUCAACGACAUCCGCACCCUCAUAGCGAACGAGCCGGAACUUGCGGGGUAUCGCGAGUUUGACCAGCUCUCGCAGAUUGUGGAACAGACCACUAGGAAGGUCGAGGAUAUCGAGGAGUUCCGCGAUGAGAAUCCUGGACGGGUUAUUAGGCACGCUACGUUCACCUCUGUGAACGAUGUCGAUAUGAAGAAUCUCGGCGUGCAGACCGAUCAUAUCAUCCCAGGAGAGGAACUCGGCCCCAUCUUAGCGGAGGCGUUCGAAGCUAUGAUGCCGCCUUCGUUCAAAACAGUGCUAGAGCGAUUAGUGGAGCGCCCCAAGCUACGCCAAUACUUGAUCAACGCUAACAGCCACAUCGAAACUCUAGAAGAGAUUGGGAGCCGUGUUCUCGUGAACCGGUGGAUCCUCGAGCUAUCAGACAUCUGUGACCAGCUUCACAUCUGUCUGUUUCUCCAGUUGGAUCCACGAUUCUGCGAGAUCACCAACCCAGCGCGGAUUGACUACAAGGAAUACACCACCCUGCUGACCCACCACGCGGACUACGGCUCGGAGCACCCUGAUGAACGCUUGGAAGCUUACAAGAAAGGCGAGCUGAGGACGAUAGGUAUUCAGCGAUGCUACUCGGACUCGUCGCAAGAAACGUUCAUGGUCCUGGAGGCUCUCGGACAGAAGAUCGACCUGCAGAAGUACAUACCACAAGCCGUCGCACGUUGUCUUGUCUUAAUUCACUGCACUGAAGAACAAAAAUCGUCUACGCACGCAUCCUUCUGCUUAACCAACGGACGCCGUUGGAUAUUUGCAGUCGUUGAUAGCCUCAACGGCGUGUGCCUUCGCACAUCCGACAUAAUCAUGGAGUUAUCGAAGGACCCGCCGGCGAAGAUAAUGAAACCGCUAUUCUAUUGGUCGACGAUUCGGAGUCGUAUUAUAUACAACAAACUGAAAGAAUUUGUAUGA